Molecule: messenger RNA, 1430 nt
Organism: Porites evermanni
Lineage: Eukaryota; Metazoa; Cnidaria; Anthozoa; Scleractinia; Poritidae
Source: the annotation of a GenBank genome assembly
GUGCCACACUGUUCCACUGUUCCACCAUGCUGUUCUACACUGUUCCACCACGCUGUUCCCUUGUUUCACCACACUGUUCCGCACUGUUCCACCACACUGUUUCACUAUUCCACCAAACUGUUCCACUGUUCCACCGUACUCUUCCACACUGUUCCACAGUUCCAUCAUGCGAUUUCCCUGUUCCACGACACUGUGCCACCUCACUGUUCCAAUGUUCCACCAUACUGUUCCACUGUUCCACUACACUGCUCCCCACUGUUCCACUGUUCAACACUGUUCUACCACACUCUGUUACAAUGUUCCACUGUUCCACCAUGCUGUUCUACACUGUUCCACUACGCUGUUCCCCUGUUGCACCACACUGUUCCACACGUUCUGCCACAGUUUCACUGUUCCAUCACGCUGUUCCACUGUUCCACUGUACUGUUCCACGGUUCCACCAUACUGUUCCUCACUGUUCCACCAUGCUAUACCCCAGCUCCACCACACUGUUCCACUGUUCCAACAUACUGUUCUACCAUACUGUUCCACAUUGUUUUACCAUACUGUUCCACCACACUGUGCCACACUGUUCCACUGUUCCACCAUGCUGUUCUACACUGUUCCACUGUUCCACCGUACUGUUCUACUGUUCCCCCGUACUGUUCCACUCUGUUCUACCAUACUGUCCCACACUGUUCCACCACACCCGGCAACACUGUUCCACUUUUCCACCAUGCUCUUCCCUGUUCCACCACACUGUUCCACACCAUUCCACUGCACUGUUUCACUGUUCCACCACACUGUUCCACUGUUCCACGGUACUGUUCAACACUGUUCCACCAUACUGUUCCAUACUGUUCCACACUGUUCCACCACACCGUGCCACACUGUUUCACUGUUCCACUGUUCCACUGUUGCACUAUGCUGUUCUACACUAUUCCACCACACUGUUCCGCACACACUGUUUCACUGUUCCACCAUACUGUUCUACUGUUCCACCGCACUGUUCCACACUCUUUCACCACGCUGUGCCACACUGUCCCACUGUUCCAUCAUGCUGUUCCCCUGUUCCAACACACUGUUCCACACUGUUCCACCACACUGUGCCAUACUGUUCCAAUGUUCCACCAUGCUGUUCCCGUGUUCCACCACACUGUUCCACUACACUGUUCCAAUGUUCCACCAUACUGUACCACUUCCACUGUUCCACUACACUGUUCCACACUGUUCCACUGUUUCACCAUACUUUUCCACACUAUUCCACUGUUCCUCCACAGCCUGCCACACUGUUCCAUUGUUCCACCAUGCUUUUCCACACUGUUUCACCACACUGCUCACACUGUUGCACCACACUGUUCCACUGUUCCACCAUACUGUUCCACUGUUUCACUGUUCCACUGUUCUACACUGUUCCACCAUGUUCCACAGUGUUCCACCCUGCUAUUAUU